AUGGAUUUCGAUUACAACGCGAGAUGGCAUGAGGAACCCUGGUCUUCGACCGUCUCCCAUCGGCCUCAAUCAAAGCAACAUUUAGGCAGACCGUCUACUAGACAACAUCGAAAAUGGAGAGAUACCUUUCGACGACGCCCGCGGCGACGCACAUCGUUUGGGUUGGGUUUAUGGUGGAUGAUCUUGGUGAUACUCUCGGUUAUGUCGUCGGCCUCCGCUGCCUUGCUGGAAUUCGAAAAUUGUCUGGAUGAGUCCAUUGUCGAUUCGAGUCCCCGACAAUUGCAGUUUGUCCCACUCGAUGUCUGGGUUACUUUGAACAUGACAAACUCGCUGUACCCUCUCGACGUUAUAGUUUACGGCAACGUGACUGGCACUGCUAAUCGAAGUGCCGAGUAUCCGGCGCCCGACGACCCCCAGUGGGAUAACCCGAAUUCAACAUUUGGAAAGAUCAUCGAUCUGGAUGUUGAUAACAACAAUUAUUCGACGCUUAUAGCCUCCAUCCAAGUCGCCAGCUUCACGCCAUAUUCCGAACCAUCGAGGUUUUGCGAUUCCGUGACCCAAGGAGAUUGUCCGCUAGGGCCCGUGUUUUAUGUAAACGAGACCGAUCUUUCUACAUUGCGAGCCUUCUCUGUCCACCAUGACAUGGUCUCGUCCUACCACUUCUCAACCCUCCACACAACGUUCACGAUCAUAUCUGGCGAUGCGGCCGCCGAUAGACUUGGGUGCAUAUCUGUCAGCAUAACCCCGGAUCUAGGCUCAACCGUAAAAAAUGUGCUGGCGUUUGUGCCGCUCUCCAUACUGGUACUAGUGGGAUUGGCCACUAUUUCUGCUGCGAUAUACAGCCCCUGGGGAACGACAGACCCGUUCCGUUGGACCAGCAAUUACGGCCGCGAUGAAGAUGUCCUGCGCCUCGUGACUCCCGGGUUCGGAGAUUGCCUCCAGUACAUACAGUUUGUUGUUCUUACAGGUGCCUUAUCACUGAAUUACCCCGGAUAUUAUCAGCCAGUAAUCAGUCAAGCUGCCUGGUCAUCCCUCAUGUUCAACCAGAGCUUCUUCGGGACUGAAAGAAACCCGGUUGUUGAUGGAGUUUACGCCGUCAACGGCACCCGCGGCUUGGAUAGACUGGAAAGAUUCGUUGGUAUGGAUGGGGCGCGCGAUUUAUGGCCAGGGAUGAUGGUAUGGCUCUGUUCGAUUGUGGGGAUAACCAUACUUCUGAUCCAGUUCGCUUUCGCGUUCCGCUGGCUAUAUCGUGAGCUUGCCAGAAUUCCGGAAGAGGACCUUCGCGCCAAAAACAUGCCCUUCACUGUCGGCAAUGUCAUCCGAAUCGUCUAUAAUUUUUUCCUUCUACCGCUAAUUUCGCUUUCUUUCUUCCAACUAAUUGUCGCCAGCGAGUCUCCUGCCUAUUGUGUGGCGCUAGCAGGUGUUGUCAUCUUCAUAUUAAUAUGCUUUUCCAUCUGGAUUAUCCGGUUAAUCAUCACUACUCGCCCGAGAUCAUACCUCUUUGAUGACCUACCCACCGUACUCUUGUACGGCCCGUUAUACAAUACUUUCUCGGAUGAUGCGGCGGCUUAUGCCGUGAUCCCAAUAUUCAUAUCCUUCGCCCGUGGUGUGGCAAUUGGCGCAGUUCAAGCGUCAGGAAUAGCCCAGAUUGUCCUUUUGGCAAUCUGUGAGGUUGUUUCUGUCCUAACGAUUAUAGCAUUCCGACCCUUCCCUUCUCCGUCUUCUAUGAACCUUUACCACAUUUGCAUUUCUAUUGUGCGGUUCUUGACGAUACUACUUAGCAUUGUUUUUGUUCCGUCCCUAGGUAUCUCGCAAGCGGCUCGUGCUUGGAUUGGUUAUGUUAUUCUUCUGCUUCAUGGCCUGGUUCUCGUUUUCGGCUUCUUCCUGAACGCUCUUCAGACCCUUGUCGAAGUUACUGCUCGACUGCUUGGUGCAGGAGGCAACGAGGCCGGUGCCACUCGCGGAGGCCUUGUUAAGUUAACAAAGUUCCAGGUCUUUGGUAUGCGUCAAUUGUCACGGCGCCUUCCGAGGCGUGACGUCGUUACGCGGCAAAGCAUGGCUUCUGAUGCGGCAAUGCUGGCACAUACGGACGAUCGACUCUCGUCUCAGUUUGAAGGCUCUCGACCUAGAAGUCUUUCUGGCAGUUCUGCUUUACUAUUGAACCGCGCGACUCUGAACGAGAGCAAGGGCAGUGCGAUCUAUGACGCUGGAGAGAGAUCCCACAGCCGAACCAACAGCGCCGGCUUAUAUACACCUACCACCCUUGGGGGAUUCCAGGGCUCUGGAUACCAAACGACAGGGAGUAAUUCUCCGAAGAUCGGCCCGAUAUUUGCAAUGCAGCCGCACGACCCGUAUUACCGCCCACCUAGACCUCGUAAACGGACUGGGUUCUCGGAGGAUUCUGGUAGAAGGCGCUCAUCCACACUUCUCCGGGAUGCAGACAUGGACGACGAUGCCAUUGAGGGACCCUCAAUCUCCAGAAGAGGUACACCAACUCCGGCUUAUAUUCCGGCACCCAAGGACGACUUGGACUACGACGAACCGCGGCGGUCGCGGAAGGACUAUGCUGUUCGUGAAGUGGACUUCUACUACCGAGUUCGUGGCCCUCCGCUUUCACAUACGGGCACUAGAAAAUUGAAGACCGGACCGGCGGAUCCUACAGGCCCUGUCUCGUCCGCGACAGGGUUCUUCCGAAACCUGUUUAGCGGAAAGACAAAGGAUAAAGGGAAAGGCUUCGAAGUGGUCCGAAGUACCAGAGCGCCUCCCCCUGGUCUUAUCCCGGAAAGAGAAGAAGUCCAUGAGCCUUAUACAGACGAGCCUGGUGAACAAGACACUGCUCAUCGCGAUAAAUCCGCACCGGAAAAUGACAGCGUGCGUCACGAAUCAGACCGCAGACAAGAUGAUGAACAUGAGUCUCCGCAGCUCAGCUUGCCGCUCAUUGAUGCCGGCGGAACCAUAGAGCUUCCAAGCCGCAUGGGUUCCCGCCGUGAUACCCAGUGUCCCCCACUAGCACCGAAGACUCCUUCUGUGUCAAGCGAAAGGCGAGCGUCUCAGGGAGCGUUAGAUCGCAAUGAAGAUGAUCAGGGCGAUGAUUCUUCUCUCCGUCCCGUGCAACCCUCUGCGCGGCUGCCGUUCAGUGCAAACAGCUCCCCCUCUCGCGAUCGAAAUUACUCUCUUGCUUCUACCUCAGCGUCCAUAUCAUCUGGCCACGAACGAACCGCCCAAUCUCGCAUCGAGCGGCCUUCUAGUGUAGGCUAUGUUGCCCAACAUCGUACCCGGGACAAUAUCCACCAGGGCCAUGCUGAAGAACCGUCGUUUACCGAAAGCGCUGCCGAACUUGUGAAUGAGACUCCCAGUGAAGGGAACCGAUCGCAACCGUCUCGCGCUUCCUCACGAUACACAUGA
Messenger RNA from Aspergillus nidulans FGSC A4, 3405 nucleotides. RefSeq lists its product as uncharacterized. Gene Ontology annotation, cellular component: membrane. The record is from RefSeq and is a predicted model, not a curated record. The transcript has 3 exons. Bases 1 to 3405 code for a protein of 1134 amino acids. Lineage: Eukaryota; Fungi; Ascomycota; Eurotiomycetes; Eurotiales; Aspergillaceae.